This is a messenger RNA of Pestalotiopsis fici W106-1, 1011 nucleotides long. RefSeq lists its product as uncharacterized. Gene Ontology annotation, biological process: proteolysis. Gene Ontology annotation, molecular function: glutamic-type endopeptidase activity. The coding region runs from base 1 to 1011 and encodes 336 amino acids. The record is from RefSeq and is a predicted model, not a curated record. NCBI's taxonomy places the organism in Eukaryota, Fungi, Ascomycota, Sordariomycetes, Amphisphaeriales, Sporocadaceae. The transcript is spliced from 3 exons.
AUGAAGCUUUCCAUCACGGUUCUAAACGCUCUGUUUGCCGCGGCACUGGCUGCUCCAGCUCCGGGCUCUGGCUUAGCACCAAGAUCAAACACCAGAGCUCGACUCGAUUCCCGCAGGGCCGCAAAAAGCCACAAGCAGGGCCAUCAUCACCAUGCCUCGUCGAGCGCAUCCUUGUCUCGUUCGUCCGCCGCCGCUUCCCCCACUCUAGUCUUUCCUUCUGGCUUCCUUCCGUCUUCUUCUUCUUCUUCUGUUGUCCCCUCGUCGUUGUCGUCGUCUUCAUUGGCUGCUGCUGCGUUGUCGGUGCCAUCUGCCACUGCCACUCGGGCAUCCGCGUCGUCCUCUUCCGCGACGGCCGUGGUGCAUGCCAGUUCCGAUGUCGAGUACAAUGAGUCUUGGGCCGGCGCGGUUGUUACCGGCAGCGACAUGACGGGCGUUUCGGCCUCGUUUGCCGUGCCGGAUCCUGCGAUUCCUUCCUCGGGACAAACCUCUGCUACUGAGCACACUGCUAGUGUCUGGAUUGGCAUGGACGGAUAUAACUGCGAUGGCGGCCUGUGGCAGGCUGGCGUAGACGCUACCAUCGAUUCUCAGGGCACUUCUUUUUACGCGUGGUAUGAGUGGUACCCAGAGGAUACAGUGGCCAUAGACUUGGGAGAUAUUGCGGCCGGCGACAUCAUCACGGUCAACCUAACCUCAUCCGGCGACUACACCUCGGGCAGCAUCGUCAUGGAAAACAAGUCCACCGGCAACUCCUUCACCAAGACGGUCACGGACUCGAGCGCCGCGCUGUGCGGCGCCGCCAUUGAGUGGAUCAUGGAGGACUUGGUCGUCGACGGCAGUGAGAAUGGGCUCGCGGAUUUUGGCACCGUUACCUUUAGCGAUGCCGCGGGCACGAGCAAGGGCGGCAGCGUCUCACCUGCCGAUAGUCAGUUGCUGGAUAUUCAGGACUCGGACGGAACUGCUCUGACAGCUUCUUCAACCACAAGCGACUCUGUCGUCAUUGUGUACCAAUAA